Thlaspi arvense is the source of this 969-nucleotide messenger RNA. Lineage: Eukaryota; Viridiplantae; Streptophyta; Magnoliopsida; Brassicales; Brassicaceae. The record is from the annotation of a GenBank genome assembly.
AUUUAUUAGUGCAACCGCGGAAAUUGUGUCGAGAGAAUCAACCGCCACGGAAGUUGGAUUGGGGGAAGAAAGCAAAAAAUGGCGACGACUUGGAUAACGUUACAGCCUCCGAAAUCAUGUUAUUUACGGCUCAUUCCAUCGCCGUCGCCGUCGCCGUCGCCGUCGCUGGCUUCAUCCACUUCGCGUCGACGUCACCGUUAUCUCUUGAACCCGACUUUUCGAUGCGUUCCACUUCAGCAACAAGAGCUCCAGAUCGAGCAGUCGCAGGGAGACGACGGAGCUGUGAUUCUGUGUGAGGACUGUAACGGGAAAGGAUGGUUGCUCUGCGAUUUCUGUAAAGGACAGAAAACAAAUGUGAAAUCUGAGAACAAGAGAAUCUAUCGUCGAUGCCCAACUUGUAGAGCUGUGGGAUAUGUGUUGUGUAAAAAGUGUAAAGUGUUCAAGUGUGUCACAUUUCCUAAUCCAGAAGACGGCGAUGAACUUUUGUUCUAAGCUCAUGUAUAAGCACAUUUGUAACAUUAUAUCAGAUAAGUGAUUGCAUUGGCUUCUUCACUGAUCUCUAUGUUCAUGUGUAAACCUGGCUUACGAACCUUUCCUGGUUGCUUUCUUGUCUGCAAUGUGUCUCUGUGGAUACAUAUAUGCAUUCAUUGAUUCAUUCCAUUAGAAAAAUGGGAUUCUCUUGUCUUUUAAGCAGAGCCAUGGACGUACACUCUCCAACGGUUUUUUAUGAUUCCAACGCAUAUGGUUGUUCUUGUUAAUCUGCGGCUGGAUCUUGCUGUCGUUUUUUUAUAAAGUCUCAAGUCUCCUUAUUCAUUAUCCUUGAUAUCAUGUUCAGGAGAUUAAGUGCACAUGUAUAUAGCUAUUAGUUUAGAAAUUUUGCUGGUAUUUAAUCCUCAGGUACAGAUGUCAUGUGGCCUUUGUCUGAUUUAUCGGAUCUCGAAUCUUGGAUGUUUAUGUUUUUGACUUUGA